UUGAAAAAGAAAUACGGUGUUUUCCAUCCAAUCAAUAUGAGCAACACACCAAGAGAUUUGUUGAAAGAGAAGCUCAAUCAGCUUCAGUGUCACUUCACGUGGCGCCCACAGAAGGAAACUAUUAACGUGGAAGAUAUGAUGUAUAGAUUACAAGAUUCAAUAAAUCUUGGUGUCAAAUAUCAAGCAUCAUCCUACAACCAACUUGCUUUUGUAAACUGCCUGCAAGGCAACUAUGAAGAAGCAAUUCAAAACUUAAAGGAAGCUGAAAGGAUUCUGAGGGAGAACCACAAAGAUGAAUUUGAAAGAAGCAGCAUCAUCACCUAUGGAAACUUUGCCUGGGCGCAUUACCACAUGGGACGACUGACCGAGGCCCAGUCCUACCUUGACAAGCUGGAGAUGAUCUGUAAACCACUCACUGAUGGCCCUCGCUAUACAGCAAUGAUACCUGAAGUUUACGGGGAGGAGGGAUGGUCUUUGCUGAGUUCUGCUGGUGAAUACUAUGAGGAAGCAAAAGAAUGUUUUGAGAAGGCUCUUGAGAAAGAUCCUGAUAAUGUGGAAUGAAUCAUGGGAUAUGCAACUGUACUGUUUCGACUGGAAUCAAUUCCUGGUACCCCAGAGAGUCGUGAACAGAAUCAGUCAGUGAAGCAUUUGCAACGUGUGCUGGAGCUUGAUUCAGAGGACUCUGUGGCCAUGGUAUUGUUGGCCCUAAAACUGCAAAGGUUCAAGCAAAAGAAGGAAGCAAAUGAAUUAGUUGAACAAGCAUUGCUGAAAACCCCUGAUUUUCCAUAUGUGCUCCGCUAUGUGGCAAAAUUUUACAGAUUAGAAGGAAAUAAGGAGAAAGCCAUUGGUCUGUUGGAGAAAGCAUUAAGAAGAACUCCACACAGCAGCUUCUUACAUCACCAAGUUGCGUUGUGUUACAAGGAUAAAUUAAUGGAACUGAUCAACAAUCCUCUUCAGAAUAAUGGUGGCAAUUUUGAAGAUCAGCAGAAAACUGAGUUGAUCAGAAAAUGCAUGGAUCACUUUGCAAAGAUACAUGAGCAAUGUCCAAGAUCAACUAAACCACAACUGGAUUUUGCAGACUUCUAUAUAAUGAUUGAAGAGCACUCCAGAGCAGAGGAGAUAUAUAGCAGACUUGUGAAUUUAGUGGACAUUCGUCUGGAAAACAUGCAGCAAAUCUUCUUAAAGGCUGGGUUAUUUCAACUGUACCAGAAAAGAUCUGAAUCAAAUGCCAUUAGCUUACUCCUGAAAGGACUGAAGAUUGAAUGUGACUCAUAUGAACGGAAAAAGUGUCAUAAGCAAUUGGAGAAGUGGGCAGACUGGAAACUUAACGGGGAUGCAUGUGACAGCAAGACCCUCAGUAUCAAAGGGUUACUGUAUCAGCUGGAUGGAAGCAAGCCUGAAGCUAUUAAAUACUUUGAGAAGGCCUUGGAGUUUGAUCCUGGCAAUGAGGAAUAUCUGAGUGCUCUUUGUGAAUUACUUCUUUCCACUGAGGACCACAAUGAUGCUUAA
Molecule: messenger RNA, 1509 nt
Organism: Pristis pectinata (smalltooth sawfish)
Lineage: Eukaryota; Metazoa; Chordata; Chondrichthyes; Rhinopristiformes; Pristidae
Product: interferon-induced protein with tetratricopeptide repeats 1-like
Exons: 2
Biological process (GO): defense response to virus
Cellular component (GO): cytosol
Molecular function (GO): protein binding
Source: RefSeq, a predicted model, not a curated record